Messenger RNA from Dermacentor albipictus, 1951 nucleotides. RefSeq lists its product as uncharacterized. Lineage: Eukaryota; Metazoa; Arthropoda; Arachnida; Ixodida; Ixodidae. The record is from RefSeq and is a predicted model, not a curated record.
CCAGCCUUGUAUCCUGACGGGCAGGGAGAAAAUGAUCCUGGCAUAUACUUUUACGACAACACGCCGUCGCGUUUGUUGGACCGUACCGCCAGGAAAAUUUCAAACGUCGUGGCGCCUCAAACCAGCGCGGAUCCACUCGGAAAACAGGUGGCACCAGCCGGCGAAGAGGGCAAUGAUUCUCCGUCAUAUCAGACAGCCCCAGUUCGCAGCACUGUCGUUGAAAGCGCCGGCGAAGAUGAAGAUGACGAAAGCGCUGAAGAGACCAGCGAUAUUGGAACGCACGGCUUGCUAUACUAUGCCUGGGUGCUAAGCACGGCGCUGUUCAUGCUGUUGAUCGUGCCUGUGGCGAUAUUGAUACUAUCACAUAGGCGCUCUGAUUUCGACGCGGCUCGUCUAAAAAUGAACGUGACAGCCCCAAUGGCUUGUGUGGAAGAUGUGAAUGACACAGUUAUGUGCAACGGGUACCCUAGCAAGUUGCCGAGCUUUGAAGAUGAGGACUGGCAGCCGUCCAAUGACAGCGCGCCCUUGCCGGCAGGUUAUUCGACAGCCAGCCGCCGGAGACCGGCCACCUCCGUCCGACCGGUUAUCUGCGUCCUAAACCUUGGAACACAGGAUCUCUUGCUGCCAUACGUGGAGACCGAUACGAUAUCCUACUGCAACGUUCUUCUGUGGGAAAGCCUGUCUCUUGGCACGCCCAAAGACCAUAGGAUGGGCCGACGGGGCACACUCGCCUUCGACAAGGAGAAGUUCGACCGGCUGGUGGACCACACGAAGCAGUUCGGAACAGCGGGGGACGGCAGCCUGCCCAUAUAUGUGACUCUCGGCGGCCAGCGCUCCGACAGCCAAGCGUACGUGAGCAUGCUGCUUAACGAAGACUGGCAAGCGUCCGUCACGGUUUCGCUCCAUCGUUUCAACGGCAUCUUCCACGGAGUCAACGUCUACUGGAACUAUCCACGCGACAGUUGCGACACAAAGAGCGUAACGAGCAAAAAUGCGUUGCAUGUGUUCCUGCGGGGCCUUAAGAGCAGAAAUAUGGGUGUCAUGCUGACGGUGCCACCUGUCAGGGAUCUUGUGCGCCGCUACGGGCUGACAAACUCACUGCUUGACAACCUGUCGUACGUGUUGGUGACGACGCAUAAGCUGCAACGCUGCGAUGGCAGAGUUUCCUGCAGCGGGCUCCACCAGUUUGCGGCAAGCGCAUUCCUUCGGGUGCGGACGGACUACGGCAUCAGGCACAGACAGAAAUUCGCCUACAGUAUAUCCGCACGAGUGGACACCUUUUUGGCUAAUGUCGCCUUGGAUUCCACAAACAACGCGACAACGCCGGAAUUCGGCGCCACUUCAUGGAACAAGUCAUCGGAGUACCUGGGCCACACCGAAGUGUGUCGUGCGAAGAAUGUGCACAAGAGCAAGGACGACGAGUGCACGUUGGCAGUCUUGGACGUCGUAGAAGAUUCUGACGGGGUCACAUGGCACAGAUUGGCCACGUACACCUCGCCCCACCAAAUGCAGCUGCGGAUGCAGCGGGCUUUCGACGACGCUAUGGGAGACACUGCCGUGGCCUUGUUCGAUUCUCAGCUAGACGACUUCAGCGGGGAAUGUGAGGCCGAAGAGGGUCACCACAGCAGUUCGUCCUUGGUGGCUGCCAUCGCGACGACAGGCCCGCGAGCUUGAAGGAAUCCCAUAGGGUGAUCCUACAAUUGCCUCGCUGAGUUGUUUUCCAAGCCAGAGAACUUCCUGUGAACAGACUUGCUGUCUUCUGUUUCCUUCAAGAGUGUUUCAAGGAAACCUGAACGUAGUCGGAACUUGGAGCUAGUGCCCACCGAUACUUAUUAUAUAUAUGUGAUUUCUGAACUUGAUAUGUUAUUGUAUGUAAAUGACAAGUGUAUCCUUUGAAAUUGUGACGCCUGCUACACAUAGAAAUUGUGAUGAAAAUGUUUCAUUACGAAUA